CAAAUAGAGCCCGCCGAGAAAAAGCAAUUUACCGCAAAUCGCACCGUUUUGGCGCUUUUCUUCUCUCAGUCCCCGGGUCCACUUUCCCUUUUCCGUUCUUUAGAGAUAGGCCACUUGCCGUCGGGAAGGUCUAGAUCUUUCUGGAAGCCACCUUCAUUUAACACCUCCGCUGUUCUGCCCCGCCCCUUCGUCUCCUUCGGAAAAUUGCUGUUCUGUGAUUGGAUUGAAUCGAGCUCCGACUACAAAAGAUUUCGCCGGUGGUGUAUUGUGAUUCUCGUCGACAUUCAUUUCCGUCGGUGCCGGUUCUUUUUUCCGUUGCUUGUACUAUUUUUUCGUCUGAAGAGGUUUAUUAUCGAAUCUUGAUGACAGCCCAGUCUUCUUUUCUUGCAAAACCUUGUCAUUUUAACCAGAUUUGUGCUACCCGCGUCUAGUGCGGCCUCUCCGCUUCAACCAGCCUCCCCACAAUAAAUACGGUAGCUGCAGCUGAAUAGCAUGGCGGACCAUUCAAAUGAAGGUUCUAGCACCAGCAGUAUUUCCGGGGAGACUGCGACUUCGAUUAUUGAGCUAAAAAUCAAGACUUUAGAUUCACAUAUCUACAGUUUUCAAGUGAAUAAAGAUAUGCCGGUUCAAUUAUUCAAGGAGAAAAUCGCAAAUGAAAUAGGAAUCCCAGUGAAUCAGCAACGUUUGAUAUUCAGGGGAAAGGUUUUAAAGGAUGAACAUUCUCUUUCUGAGUAUUAUUUGGAAAAUGGACAUACAUUGCAUUUAGUUGAAAGGCAACCAACACAGCAACAGGCAGCAUCAGAUACUAGCUCUGGCGAAAGACCUGCAAAUGUACCUUCUUCAACCGGUAACGAAGCUGGAGUUGGUGCCCCUCGAAAUCGACAAAUUGCACAUAGUGUUGUUUUAGGAACAUUUAAUGUUGGGGAUCAAGGUGAAGGCAUUGUUCCUGAUCUUUCUCGGGUUAUUGGGGCCGUUCUGAAUUCUAUUGGACUAAGCAGCCAAAAUGCAAACAUCCCACCUGGUAUGCAGUCUACAUUGCCUAACAAUCGUGGCACAGCAAGUCAAGGAAAUGAAACAUUUAGAGCUAACAAUGAGGCUGGAGGACAGGCAACGAGUCAAGCUCAAACUGGACCGGCAUUUCCCGGCCAGCCAUCACAAAGCUUUCCUCACGUGAUUCAAAUUCCACUUGCCAGUGCAGCCGUAUCAGUUCCUUCCAUUCAUGCGCCCAUUCCUGACGCUAUGACAACACUUUCCGAGUUCAUGAACCGUAUGGAGCUUGCAAUAUCUCAGAAUGGUGGAGAUCUAACCAGGGUGGCACUGCCUACCAAUCCACAAGGUUUACCAACCACUGAAUCGUUGAGCAUUGUCUUGCGUCAUGCUCAACGGCUUCUAAGUGAUUAUGCCAUAUCUUCACUAUCCCGUAUUGCGGAGCGUUUGGAGCAAGAUAGCUCGUCCACUGAUCCCAUUGUGAGGGGUCAAAUUCAGGAAGAGUCGGUACAAGUAGGACUUCGGAUGCAACAAUUUGGUGCGCUUCUUUUGGAACUGGGCCGUACCAUCUUGACACUCCGUAUGGGACAAUCAUCUGCUGAGUCGGUUGUUAACACUGGCCCAGCAGUGUAUAUCUCUCCUACGGGGCCAAAUCCCUUAAUGGUUCAGCCUUUUCCCCUUCAAACCAACCCCCUCCUUGGUGGUGCUGUACUACCAUCAAACCCAGUUGUUGGUGCAGUAGGUAUUGGAACUGCCCCUAGACACAUCAACAUUCACAUACAUGCUGUUGGUACCAGGUCAAAUAAUGGGGAGGGAGCACCUGCAGAUCGUCAGAAUGUGGUCAGUGGAUCCACGGAUUCAGGUGUAGCCCAGGCACCUCCUGUUGUCAACAUUCCACAUCCGCUGGGUCUUUCGAUUUCUGCUGCUGUGCAACCUGGUGAAGAUCAAGUGCGAACGGCAGUUCAGAAUUCUUCUAUUGGUUCUGGACAAGGGAGUGAACAGCAAAGUGAUACUAAAAGGGACAUGGGUGGAGAGUCGAGUGAGUCAUUACCUGGGUGUGAUUCGGAAACUGGAAAUGACAAGAUCGUCACAGACAAUAUUUAUCGAGAUACAGGAAGGUCUAUAAGCACACCUGAUUUACCAACAUGCUCUGGUAGUAAGGGCUCUGAAUUUGUUGGAAGAAAUGAAGAAAAUUUUCAGAGUCAGGCAUCUUGUGAGAAGAGCACGGGAACUGGGUCUUCUCAAGCUGUUCCACUUGGCCUUGGACUGGGGGGUUUGGAACGACCGAGGAGAGGCAAGCAGGCUAAAGGGGGUAGCAGUGGAACCAGCCACAGCCAGGGUCAUACAGGCCAGCAGUUCUUACAGUCUCUUGCCUCUAGUGCUUCUAUGAAUAGGUCAAAUGCUUAUGAUCCCUCAAGCCUACAACAGACCGCUAGCCCAACUGUUCAUAGCAGAUCCUUGCAUGGGCCAGGUUCUAACAGCCAAAUUGAUCUAGGAAGCAGUAUGUCUCAAGUUUUGCAGAGCCCUGCUUUAAAUGGACUAUUGACAGGGCUUUCAGAGCAAACUGGCGCUGGCUCUCCUGAUGUCUUGAGGAACAUGUUGCAACAGAUCACGCAAAGCCCUCAAAUGAGAAACACAGUCAAUCAAAUUGCCCAGCAGGUUGACCCUCAAGACCUUGAGCAAAUGUUUGCUGGGUCGGGAAGAGGCCAAGGCGGUGGUAUCGAUUUGUCAAGGAUGUUCCAACAGAUGAUGCCUAUUGUCUCUCAAGUGCUUGGAGGAUCGCCAAGGCAACCAUCUUCCUCAAACGUGCAACGAUCGCCGAGGCAACCACCUUCGUCAAACCUGGAAAGCGAGCAAAUGCCUCAUAGUGAGAGGUCUGGUAGUGGAGUGGAAACAUCUAAUGGCCAAAAUUCUCAGAUUGAUGCCCAAGAUGUUGCUCGAAGGAUCAUAUCUACCAAUUCGCCAAGAGACGUCUUCCGUGCUGUCGUUGAGAGUUCAGCUCGACUUUCUGGCAGUAGUAGCGAGGAUAUUGCAAAUGAGUUGUGCAGCGAUGAGACACUUGCUAAGGAAUAUGUGGAGAUGUUAUCAAGUGAUGUAAACCGACGGUUACAAGGCAAUUCAGACCAGGAAAAAUAAUAGAUAUGUGGAAAGGAAUUAUUAUAGAUUCUCGUGGGGUGGACUGGAAAUGUGACAUUGGCUUUCUCAAGUUAUUUUCUGGUAUAAAAUGCUUCUCCGGCCUUUUCUUUAUCUUUUUUCCAUGUACGUUAUUCUCUAUUAGACAGAUGAUAAUGCCUCAAAGUAACUUAUGUGUUUACCACCUCUUUUUAUCAUGUUUUGGCUUUCCUUGUAGGAUUUCUAGCCUGUAAAAUACUCUCUUCUUUUUUUUUUCCUUUUUUUUUUCUUUUUUGUGUUUAUAUGACAACAUAUUUACGAAACCCUUUUAAGAUCAUUAUGAAAUUUCAUAUUGUUUUAUUGGUGCUAC
This is a messenger RNA of Cucurbita moschata (crookneck pumpkin), 3469 nucleotides long. Its product is annotated as large proline-rich protein bag6-like. Gene Ontology annotation, cellular component: BAT3 complex. Gene Ontology annotation, molecular function: misfolded protein binding; polyubiquitin modification-dependent protein binding. The record is from RefSeq and is a predicted model, not a curated record. Lineage: Eukaryota; Viridiplantae; Streptophyta; Magnoliopsida; Cucurbitales; Cucurbitaceae. The coding region runs from base 493 to 3123 and encodes 876 amino acids. The transcript has 19 exons.